Molecule: messenger RNA, 2227 nt
Organism: Bombyx mandarina (wild silkworm)
Lineage: Eukaryota; Metazoa; Arthropoda; Insecta; Lepidoptera; Bombycidae
Product: zinc finger protein 583-like
Source: RefSeq, a predicted model, not a curated record
AUGGAACGGAAAAUUAGUUUAAAAUCUCAUAUUAGAAUACAUACUGGAGAAAAACCGUACAUUUGUGAAGUGUGUAGAAAAGGUUUUACCCACAUUCAUCAUUUAAAAUCUCAUCUAAGAAUACACACUGGAGACAAACCGUACAUUUGUGAACUGUGUCAGAAGUGCUAUGCACGAAUUGAUACUUUGAAAAAACACAAGAGAACACAUACUGCAGAGAAACCUUAUGUUUGUGAAGUGUGCGAAAGACGCUUUACACAAAUUGGUGAAUUAAAAACACACAUUAGAAUACAUACUGCGGAAAAACCUUACAUUUGUGAAGUAUGUAGAAAAGGUUUUGCCCAAAUUGGUAAUUUAAAAUCUCAUAUAAGGAUACACACUGGAGAAAAACCGCACAUUUGUGAAGUGUGUAGAAAAGGUUUUACCCAAAUUAGUCAAUUAAAAUCCCAUCUAAGAAUACACACUGGAGAAAAACCGCACAUUUGUGAAGUGUGUAGAAAAGGUUUUGCCCAAAUUACUCAUUUAAAAUCUCAUCUAAGAAUACACACUGGAGAAAAACCAUAUAUUUGUGAAGUGUGUCAGAAGUGCUAUGCACGAAUUGAUACUUUGAAAAUACACAAGAGAACACAUACUGCAGAGAAACCUUAUGUUUGUGAAGUGUGUGAAAAAAGCUUUUCGCGAAUGAGUAAUUUAAAUAUCCACAUAGCAACACAUUCGGCAGAGAAAUCUUAUGUUUGUGAUAUGUGUAAAAAAUCUUUUGCACAGAUGAGUUGUUUAAAAAAACAUAUAUGUAAAACACACUGCUGAAAAACUUUGUUUGUGAUGUGUGAUAAAAAGACUGCAUAAUGUCAUUGUUAAAAAAUGCAGAUGAUAACACAUAAAGCAGAAAAAUAUUUCAUAAUUUGUGAAUCACAAAUUUGUCAUCUAUGAACACACAUGAGAAUAGAUACAGAAGACAAACCUUCUGCUUGACAAGUUUGUACAUAAGGUUUUACGGUUUUACACAUAUCAGUCAUUUAAAAACACACAAAGAUACCUACUAGAGAAGACUCCUUAUUAUUGUGAAUUAUGUGGAAAAGGUUUUUCAGUGUUGGUAAUUUUAAUUCACAUAUGAAAAUGCAUAUUUGAGAAAAACAGUAUGCCUGUGUGAAGUGUAACAAAGCAUUUGCACAAAUUGAUAGUUUAAUAAUGUAUCUGAGAAUAUAUAAUAUCAUAAAAUGCCUGAUCUUUCCGAGAAUUUCUAGGUUAUUAUGAUUUUUUUUUAUGUAAAUACAUAAUGUAGUAUACCUAUGACUUGUAAAUAACAAAUGCCAAUCGGAACUUUAUGGUCCUUGCAAAACAACUCAUUAUAACCUAGGCCUCAUAUUUUCUGAGAAAUAAGCUUGAACACAGCCAUGCAAAGUUGUUGAUAUUCUCUCUACUUUGUCCAAACAAUAAUAAUACAGUUAAAAUAUAUGUUUCCAAAUAGACAGAUACCAUACCCAUGAAGUAUUGGAGUAGUAUUCAUAUUUAACCUUGUCAUAAAAGGUCAAAAGUUUUAUUUUUUAUGUUUUGGAGAUAGGCAAAGUUAGGCAGAUUUUUUGAAGCAAGUAAGUAAUGCAUUUCGGAAUUAUUUGAAGCAGUAAUGCGUUUGUAGAUGUCUAUGGGCUCCAGUAGCCACUUAACAUCAGGUCGGCUGUGAGCUCGUCCACCCAUCUAAGCAAUAAAAAAAAUCAUGUGCAUACUUAGAACAGAAUAUUCGAGGGCUGUCAUUAUAGAAAAUAAAACUACAUAAUAUUGAAUAAAAAAAAAUUGACAAACAAUUUGUACUUGUAAUGCAAUAAUCAAAAUAAAAUACGGUCAUAUCAAUUAAGAAAAUAAAUGUAAUUUUUUAAAGUGUAUCCUCAUGUGGAGCGGUCAUCCUCAGGUCAAGAUUUUCAGGUAUUGGUUUCCAAAGACAAAUAUCCAAAUUUGAAGAAAAUGUUUUGAACAACUGCUUUCGUUACUGCCAUCUACAGGAGCAAUGAGAAACUAAUCGAAUCGAAGCCAUCUAGUAGCCGACGCCCGUAAACAUUUAUGUUGAGUGCUUGAGUUGCUUAAUUAGAACUAAUUUAUGUGUAUUAACUAUGAAAUAGAUUCUAAGAUUAAACUUCACUUUUAUGUUAAUAAUUUUAAUAGAACAAAUUAGAGUACAUAUAUGUACGCUGAACUAUAAUGUUUCAUUAAAAUUCAAGAAAUAUUUUUGAUA